AUGAAUGUGACCCCUAGGCCAAUCUGUGUCUCAUAUCUGACCGACAUCCAUCAAUUAAGAGUGCUUACGAUGAUCCUGAAAGUGGAUGACAUUAUCCUUCAUCUUCACAUGUUUACUAUAUCAGACACAUUGCGCAAAACUUCACGCGUGAGUUCAGAGACAAAGAGCUAUGGAAAACAGUUGUUAACAUGGGAUAUGCAUUAA
Molecule: messenger RNA, 204 nt
Organism: Lathyrus sativus (Indian pea)
Lineage: Eukaryota; Viridiplantae; Streptophyta; Magnoliopsida; Fabales; Fabaceae
Source: the annotation of a GenBank genome assembly